Molecule: messenger RNA, 405 nt
Organism: Gossypium raimondii (Peruvian cotton)
Lineage: Eukaryota; Viridiplantae; Streptophyta; Magnoliopsida; Malvales; Malvaceae
Exons: 3
Coding region: 1-405 (134 amino acids)
Source: RefSeq, a predicted model, not a curated record
AUGGAUCCUGACCGAGCUAUAGCUGAUGAAGUAGAGAGUAAAGCACUAGCUCCCACCCAAGAGACCGCGCCAGUUGAUAGUAGAUCUGAAACACAUAGACUAGGAGAUGAGGCUCGGGAAGCCUUCCUCCAUAUGAUGAAUAAUUGGGAUAAUAUAGAUGAUGAUCCUGAGAAAGUAGAGUUUUGGCUUGAGAAUACUAUUCGGGAGGAAUUUAGAAAGAAGUACAUAAGCCAAUGGUUCAUUGAUCAAAAACGCAAAGAGUUUCUUGAGUUAAAGCAGGGCCGAAUGUCUGUGGUAGAAUAUGAAAGAGAGUUUGUUAAACUCAGUAAAUAUGCCCAGGAAUGUGUGUCUACUAAGGCUAUUAAGUGUAAGAGAUUUGAAGGUGGGUUGAACGAGGAUAUCUGA